CAAAAAAAUUUCCUGAUCGAUGCAUAUGCCUCCACCCAAAAAUAUGCCCCCACUCAUUUACACCUUAUAUCACUUAUCUUUCUCACUCAUUCACUCUCACAUAUCUGCAGCCUCAUUCACAUAAACCCUAAUUCCAUCGAUCAGAUCCGUUCAUCUCAUUCCAGAUACAAGCCGCCAGCAGUCGAUCAGCUUCCGCCGACAACCUCCUCAGGUCCGCUACCUGUCCGCCAGAUUUCAAUCGACUGAUGACACCGACUGUUUAGCCCAGACUCUCCUUCAACAACGAAGCUCUGCGGCCCUCUCUCUGGACUCUCCUUCAACAACGAAGAUCUGCCAUCUCUCUGAACUCUCCUUCAACGACGAAGCUUGAAGGUACUAGUUUUGAGAUGGAUAGAUCAUGGAUAAAAGAAGGUAAUAGGCUGUCUGCUGAGUAUACAAAUGGUGUCAACAAUUUCAUAGACUUUGCUAUGCUAAACUCCGACAAUCGUAGAUCACUUAGGUGCCCAUGCAAAAAUUGUUGCAACUUGGACUUUCAUACUCCUGAACAAAUCAAGGUCCAUUUGUUAAAAGUUGGAUUCUUAGAAUCUUAUGUUGUCUGGACUCGUCAUGGGGAGAUUGAGAAACCCACUUCAUAUAGAAGUUCAGAGUCCCCCUUUUUACAUGAACAACGUGAAACCGAAGACAUGUUAGGUGACAUUUAUGAACAGUUAGGUAAUAACUCCAAUCGCUUCAGGGAGUUAGUUGAAGAUUCUGAGAAGCCUCUCUACUCAGGUUCAAACCAUUCAAAGUUGUCAGGUUUGAUGUUGUUAUUUAACAUCAAAGGGAAAUUUGGGUUGUCUGAUCAAGGCUUUACAGCUUUAUUAGAAGCUCUUUCCACUCUAUUUCCUGCAGAUAACUGCAUUCCCAAGUCCAUGUAUGAGGCCAAGAAAGUAAUGAAAGUUUUAGGAUUAGAUUAUCAAAAAAUCCAUGCUUGUCGUAAUGACUGCAUCUUGUUCCAUAAGCAGUACACUGAUCUUGAGAAGUGUCCGACAUGUGGUGAGUCAAGGUGGAAGGAAAAAAAGAAUGGCGCUAUAUCUUCUGCCCAUCGAAUUCCAACUAAAGUAUUAUGGUACUUUCCUCCAAUUCCUCGAUUCAAACGCAUGUUCCAAUCACCCAAAACUGCUGAGAACAUGACGUGGCAUGCAAAUCAUCGAAUUAAAGAUGGAAAACUACGUCAUCCGGCUGACUCUCCAGCUUGGCAUCAUAUCGAUAAAAUGUGGCCUAACUUUAGCGAAGAGUCUAGGAAUCUGAGGUUGGCUCUCUCAAGCGAUGGAGUCAAUCCACAUAGUUCUAUGAGCUCUUCUUAUAGUUGUUGGCCUGUUCAGAUGGUCAUUUAUAAUCUCCCGCCAUGGUUGACCAUGAAGAGAAAAUUUAUGAUGCUCUCACUUUUAAUAUCUGGUCCUAAACAGCCUGGUAAUGAUUUAGACGUCUACCUAGAACCUUUGAUCGAUGACCUAAAAACACUUUGGGAUGACGGUGUAGACGUUUAUGAUGCGUUUAAGAAUGAAACAUUCAAAAUGAGAGCUGUACUAAUGUGGACCAUCAGUGAUUUCCCUGCGUAUGGCAACUUAUCCGGCUGUACUGUAAAAGGAUACUUUGCCUGCCCCGUAUGUGGUCCAAAAACUAGUUCAACAUGGCUGAAAUGUAGCAAGAAGUGCGUAUAUAUGAGCCACCGUCGCUUCUUACCUAGUGACCAUAAAUUUAGAGAUCUUAAGAAAGUUUUCAACAAUAAAGUUGAGAGAGAGGGACCCCCUGAAACUUUAACCGGUCAAGAUGUCCUCAAAAUUGUGGAAGAAAUAGAUUACUUUAACCUACAUGAGAAAAUGAUUGACGAUGGUGGAGAAAUGCCCGUGCAAUUUGGCACUUCUGCUGCUAUACCUUGCCCUAAAAAACAAUCUGAAGAAGCAAUGACAAGAAGAUCUCAAUACAUAGCGGAUUUACUUGGAGUAGGCUUGGUCGGGCAGAUCACACUUAUCCCAUAUAAUUCAGGCGAUCACUGGGUUUUAGUUGCUAUUGACAUCGCGUUUGGGAAUGUAUACUACCUGGACUCGCUUGGAGAUAUUCCACCCUUCGAUUUGCAAGUUAUUGUGGACCAGUUAAGUGCUUUACUAGAGCGGAAUGAAUUAUAUUAUGUGCUUAUUGGUUGUGUUUGUAUGAGCAUGCUGGCCCAUUUGAUCUCCAAACUCACAAUUUCAAUAUGAAGUGCCAUCACUAUUGCAUGAAUAAUCUGUUUUCUUAGACUGUAAAUAAUGGGAGUGAAGAUGUAUCAAGCAUCAAAGUCAAGUAGGCUGAAGUCAAAUUGGAUCAGAGUUGCGUGUCCUAAGCAAAAAGGAGUCACAGAAUGCGGGUAUUUUGUGAUGAAGUAUAUGAGAGAUAUCAUUGCUGAUGUCAGUGUGUUGAAGAAAAAUUUCUCUGCAGUGAAGGAAUAUUCAGAAGAAGACAUUUUACAAGUCCGUGAAGAAUGGAUAACAUAUGCUGCCAGCUUGCUAGGAGCAAUGGGGUGAUAUGUGGGAAGAAGCUUGUAGCAGACCAGGGCAGGAAUUUUGAGUGAAGCACCAUGGAUAUUUGACUACUAAUCAGCACUUAAAAGUGCUUGACUGUAUUACCAUGUUUUGUCAUUUUGGAUUAAACUUCUGGUCUUAUGACUUAUAUGUUAUGUCAAAGCCAUGGAAUGUAUUUUGAUGAAUUUACAAGUAACUUACAUACUUUAUGGUUCAUGGAACUGCAGUAGGUUAGUCCUUGAAAAACAUCCCAAUGAUACGUGUGAUAUGUAUCAUGCAUUUUGAUCAAGUGAAUUGUAAUGGA
Cuscuta epithymum is the source of this 2844-nucleotide messenger RNA. NCBI's taxonomy places the organism in Eukaryota, Viridiplantae, Streptophyta, Magnoliopsida, Solanales, Convolvulaceae. The record is from the annotation of a GenBank genome assembly.